AGUCCCACCAAGGCGGGCCUCGGACCCAUCAAGUCUCCCAGGAUGCCCAAGUGUUCCCGGUGCAGGAACCACGGGUUUGUGUCUCCUCUGAAAGGACACAAGAGGUUCUGUAGCUGGAGGGACUGUCAGUGUGCCAAGUGUAAACUGAUAGCAGAGAGACAGAGAGUCAUGGCAGCUCAGGUGGCUCUGAGAAGACAACAGGCUCAGGAGGAGGAGCUGGGGAUCUGCAGUCCAGUGCCUCUGUCUGGUUCUGAUGUGAUGAUCAAGAAUGAAUCUGGAGUGGACUGCUUGUUUUCUGUGGACGGACGGUCUAGUUCUCCCACAAGCUUCCCCUCCACGUCUCUAGCUGUUUCAGCAGGUGCCUCAUGGAGACGGAUGCCUGCCGGGCCACAACGUGUCCUCUCAGUACCGCAUGUAUUACCCUGGUUCUCCCUACCUGAGCCAGGGCCUGGCCUCUCCCACCUUCUUCAGCCUGGAGGACACCACCAGCUGCUCUGAGAGCAUGGCAACCUCCUUCUCCUCCGCCCAUGACUCCUCUGCAACCUGCCGCUCCGUCGGCUCCCUGGUAGCCUCCGAUGUGAAGGUGGAGUGUGUGCCUGGAGGUCAGACCUUCUCCAUCGAUGGUGCUGAUGGUGACAGCAGCAAGUAGAAGAUCAGCGGGCCAUCCAGUUUAACCUUUAAUCUGUCUAAUCUGACUUCAAUCUGAGUUUAAUCUGAGUUUAAUCUGAGUUUAAUCUGAAGUUUAACCCUGAUUUCAAUCUGAGUUUAAUCUGUUUAAUCUGAGUUUAAUCUGAAGAUUAAUCGGUUUAAUCUGAGUUUAAUCUGAAGUUUAACCCUGAUUACAACCUGAGUUUAAUCUAAAGUUUAACCCUGACUAUAACCUGAGUUUAAUCUGAAGUUUAACCCUGAUUUUGAUCUGAGUUUAAUCUGAGUUUAAUCUGUUUAAUCUGAGUUUAAUCUGAGUUUAAUCUGAAGUUUGACCCUGCUUUUAAUCUGAACUUCAACUCUGAGUUUAAUCUGAGUUUAAAUCUGAGUUUAAUCUGAAGUUCAACUCUGAGUUAAUCUGAGUUUAAGUCUGAAUUUAAACAGAAAUAUAACUCUGUGUUUAAUCUGAGUUUAAUCUGUUUAAUCUGAGUUUAAUCUGUUUAAUCUGAGUUUAAUUUGAAGUUCAACUUUAAAUUUAAUCUGAAGUGUAACUCUGAGUUUAAUCCCUGCAGAAAGGUGACAUGAAGUCAAAUGUUCAGAUUUUGAUCAAUAAAUGUUUGAUUUUUGUGCAGAAA
Austrofundulus limnaeus is the source of this 1280-nucleotide messenger RNA. RefSeq names its product doublesex and mab-3 related transcription factor 1 (gene dmrt1). The record is from RefSeq and is a predicted model, not a curated record. Gene Ontology annotation, cellular component: nucleus. Gene Ontology annotation, molecular function: RNA polymerase II cis-regulatory region sequence-specific DNA binding; DNA-binding transcription factor activity, RNA polymerase II-specific. Gene Ontology annotation, biological process: regulation of transcription by RNA polymerase II; sex differentiation. NCBI's taxonomy places the organism in Eukaryota, Metazoa, Chordata, Actinopteri, Cyprinodontiformes, Rivulidae.